Messenger RNA from Prinia subflava (tawny-flanked prinia), 3387 nucleotides. It is a transcript of the gene CAT, whose product is annotated as catalase. The record is from RefSeq and is a predicted model, not a curated record. The transcript has 13 exons. Gene Ontology annotation, biological process: response to hydrogen peroxide; hydrogen peroxide catabolic process. The coding region runs from base 238 to 1824 and encodes 528 amino acids. Lineage: Eukaryota; Metazoa; Chordata; Aves; Passeriformes; Cisticolidae. Gene Ontology annotation, cellular component: mitochondrion; cytoplasm; peroxisome. Gene Ontology annotation, molecular function: catalase activity; heme binding.
CGGGGAGGUAGCGGGGGGCGGGCGCAGGCCGGAGCGGGGCUGUACUGGCGCUGCCUCCCGCUACCCGCGGUGCUGCGGGCGGGACGUGCUGCGGGCGGAGGGUCCCCGCGGGGUGACAGCGUGACCGGCCCACGGCCUCACCCCCCCCGCCGCCGCCUCCUCGCCGGGAGCGAACACAGCCCCGCCGCUCCUCUCCUCGCCGCCCUUGCUGCUUCGGGGGUCGCGGGAGACUGCAAAAUGGCCGACGGGCGGGACGACGCCGCGGACCAGCUGAAGCAGUGGAAGAGCCACCGGGGCUCGCAGACCCCAGAUGUCCUGACCACGGGUGCUGGGAACCCCAUUGGGGAUAAGCUGAAUAUCCUGACAGUGGGCCCACGGGGGCCUCUUCUUGUCCAAGAUGUUGUUUUCACUGACGAGAUGGCUCACUUUGACAGGGAGAGGAUUCCUGAGAGAGUUGUGCAUGCAAAAGGGGCAGGAGCCUUUGGCUAUUUUGAAGUCACUCAUGAUAUCACUCAGUAUUGUAAGGCAAAGGUGUUUGAACACAUUGGGAAAAGGACUCCGCUUGCCAUCCGCUUCUCCACUGUUGCUGGAGAAUCUGGCUCAGCUGACACAGUUCGUGACCCCCGAGGCUUUGCCAUGAAGUUCUACACGGAGGAUGGGAACUGGGAUCUUGUGGGAAACAACACUCCCAUCUUCUUUAUUCGGGAUGCAAUGUUGUUUCCAUCCUUCGUCCAUAGCCAAAAGAGGAACCCUCAGACUCAUCUGAAGGAUCCAGACAUGGUGUGGGACUUCUGGAGUCUUCGGCCUGAGUCUUUGCAUCAAGUGUCUUUCCUAUUCAGUGAUCGUGGCAUUCCCGAUGGCUAUCGCCACAUGAAUGGAUAUGGAUCACACACCUUCAAACUGGUUAAUGCUGAUGGAAGGGCAGUUUACUGCAAAUUCCAUGCCAAGACUGACCAGGGCAUCAAAAACCUUUCUGUGGAAGAAGCAGGAAGAUUGGCUUCUACUGAUCCUGAUUAUGCCAUACGGGACCUUUACAACGCCAUUGCCAAGGGGAACUAUCCUUCAUGGUCCUUCUACAUUCAGGUUAUGACCUUUGAAGAAGCAGAGAAGUUCCCAUUUAAUCCUUUUGAUGUGACUAAGGUUUGGCCUCAUGGUGACUACCCUCUCAUCCCUGUGGGAAAGCUGGUCUUGAACAGGAAUCCUGUCAACUACUUUGCAGAGGUGGAACAGAUGGCUUAUGACCCUAGCAACAUGCCCCCCGGAAUUGAGCCCAGCCCUGACAAAAUGCUGCAGGGACGCCUCUUCUCGUAUCCUGACACCCACAGACACCGCCUGGGCCCCAACUAUCUCCAGAUCCCUGUGAAUUGUCCCUUCAGAGCCAGGGUGGCCAACUACCAGAGGGACGGGCCAAUGACUGUUUCUGACAACCAAGGUGGUGCCCCAAAUUAUUACCCAAACAGCUUCACUGGUCCCCAGGACGUGCCCCAGCUCAGGGAGAGCCGCAUGUUUGUGUCAGGGGAUGUGCAGCGCUUCAACAGUGCCGAUGAGGACAACGUGACCCAGGUACGGGAAUUCUACCUCAAAGUGCUGAACGAGGAAGAGCGCCAGAGGCUGUGUAAAAACAUUGCAGAGCAUCUGAAGGAUGCCCAACUCUUCAUUCAGAAACGAGCUGUGAAAAACUUCAAUGCUGUUCAUCCUAAAUAUGGAGCCCAUGUCCAGGCUUGGCUGGACAAAUACAAUGCUGAGGGUGGGAAAAAGGAUGUAAUUAGAACAUACACACAGUCCACAACUCGUGUGUCUGUCAAGGAGAGAUCCAACCUGUGAGUCAGAAGAGAUCUGCUCUGAAUUUUGCGUCCUUCCAGCUGCACAAGAACCUGUCCAACACUUCAAUGAAUGUAGCAGACCUGGGCCCAAGCCCUGAGUGUUUCACAGGUGUGAUUUACUGAGCUCUCAAGUGCUGUCUGUACUGGAAACCAGGUAACACAAGCUCCAAUCCCAGUGCCUUUUAACACUAGUGCUUUACUGCUUGAUGAUAACUCACGGGAUUUUUAAACAACUCAUGAUGAGAAAUUGUCUUAGCUUCUAGCAGCAAACAGAAAUGUAAUCAAAAUACUGCUUCAUUUCUUUUUGUUGUGCAACUUUCCUGGCUCAACCACACAGUAGAAUUUCUAUAAGGACACUGUGAUUGCCCUCAUGGAGAAAACUGUUAAAAAGUUGAUGCUGUUCAGUAUUUCUAAUAAAAUAAUUAUCUGUCUGUAUGUGUAAACUCAUCCCUUGUAUUUCAUUUUUGGCCUUCCAGAAGUAAAAUGAUACACAGUAGUUAACUACAAAGCUUAAUCUAAAUAUAGUUCAAUUGUAUUCCUAAUAUAUAUUUUAAGAUAAUCUUUCCUUACUAAUGUGGUGUUGGGAUAUAACUGACAUAAGGGAGGUGGCAAAAGAUGUUUUCUUAUGCCAUACACUGUUUAACUAAUUGGAUUACACCUUACAGCCCUUUCAGGGGUAGGAGAGUAAAUUGUUCUUUCUAAUCUGUAAGCAUUUAAAUAGAAAAAUAUUAAAGUGCCAAAUAUUUGAGAAAUAAACCUUCAAAUGUGUGAAUAUUGAAAUUCAAGAACUUUGAAAACUAUUCCCAGUGGUUGCUGAAAUGGUUAUUUUACUGCAAUAAUCUGCUGUUGCUGUUUCUUCAUCAAGCCAGGGCUAAUUUUCAGGGUGACCCUUUGAUUAAAGCAGCAUUUUUGUAUGAAUGUAGAUGUCUAGAAAAUAUGUCUAAAACCUGAUUUGAGGCAUGUUAUAAUGUUACUUGGCAUCUGCAGUUUAGUUAAAUUGUGCAAAAAGAAAUUGGGACCUCAGUUAUGGGAUAAUUAUUGUCCAAACUAAAUGCAAAGCAUUUCAGAACCCAGCUACUGCUCUUAACUCAGGCAAAUGUAAAAAAUUCAAACCAUAGCAGUUUUGGGGGUGAUUUGUCAAUAAUCACUGCAUUUCUGGGUCUGCCUUGAGUUGUAUUUUGACUUCCUGAUUUAAGUGUAAAUUCCCAGCAAUGGUGGCAAGUCAAGAAGAGUAGAUACUAAAUGCCAUUCUGUUAAAUUUUGGAGAAUGUGACUUGCUCUGCAAUUCAUUUAUCUACCAAUCUAUUGUGAAAAAUCAGCGGGGGUAGAGGUGCAGUAAAAUAUGAAGGAAUAACCUACUAUAUUCUGGGAUUUCAUUGGCUUUUGAACUGAUCAGACACGUGGGAUUACAUGAUUGGGUAGGAAUAUUUUUUGCUGGAACAGAGAAUCCUAAUGAAUUUUGGAGAAGAGUAAACAAGGCCUGAUCUUGUGAUUUUGGUUGUAUCUGCUAAGUGAUUUAUGUUGUUGUCUUCUUUUAUUUCUGAAAUAAAUGGAGUGAAAAAUC